UGGCUGAUGAUGACUCAACAUUGAAGAAAUUUAUCAGGAUAAACACUGAAGAAUUGAAACCAGACCCGAGCAGUGCAUUUGACAUCUCCGAUACAAAUGAAAAUGAAGACAAUUUGGAAGUAAAAAGUCCUGAUAAAGACACUGAGGUAAUUGACAGCAGAGAUGUAAAGAGGGAAAGGAAUGAUGAGGUGUCCAGUUCUCCAGUUGAAGGCAAAGACGAACAGAAAGAAGAGAAUAUCGAAAUGUCCAGGUCACUAACUGAAGGCAAAGAAGAAAAUAAAGAAGAGAAUCUGGAAAAGUCUAUGUCCCCGAGUGAAGGCGAAGAAGAAGAGAAUACAGUAGAAAUAAUGGCCAGUGUUCUCUCCUCAAAGGCACAAGCAAUGGUAAAGGAUGAAAUUUUUGAAAAAAUCCUGUAUGAAAAAGAAAAGUUACCAACAGUAAGCAUGCUGGACUUUGCUGGUCAGUUAGCGUAUUAUGCUUGCCAUCAAAUUUACGUAACACCAAAAGCCUUCUUCAUCCUUGUGUUGGACAUGACUAAAAGGUUUGAAGAUGUCAGUAAAGACAAAGAUAAUCAGGAAGGAUCAAUUUUCUCUGUGUGGACUUACAAAGACUACCUAAAGUUCUGGAUAACUUCAAUCAAGACAUUUGGAGGCACUACGGCACCAAUUUUUCUCGUUGUCACACACACAGAAAGAAAAUCUACUGGCGAAAUAGACAAGUAUUUUGAGGAGUUCUGGGAGGCCGUACCAGCUGAGGACAGGAAUUGGUUAAAAGAAUCUCUUAAAGACCGCAUAUAUACAGUGGGUCUAGUUAAACUUAAUGAUAGCACGAAAAAAAAUCUGGAGUCAAUGACAAAGAGCCUGGAAGGUUUUGCCCCUGAGUGA
Saccostrea cuccullata (small rock oyster) is the source of this 884-nucleotide messenger RNA. RefSeq lists its product as uncharacterized. The annotation marks the transcript as partial. The record is from RefSeq and is a predicted model, not a curated record. The transcript has 4 exons. Lineage: Eukaryota; Metazoa; Mollusca; Bivalvia; Ostreida; Ostreidae.